CACCAAGCGGACCUUAUCGCUUCAUGCAUGCAGGGCAGGGUAGCUGCAACUACAUACCUUGACCACUUGCAUAAACAGCCCUCCGCGCAUUCUCCAACCAUGGAUGACUGGAUGUAUGCGCCUGCGGGCAGUACUGGCACCACUCCGCGGGAGGGUGGCGGCGGCCUGUCCGUCUUCCGCGGCGCUCAGGCAACGGAUGACGGCAAGGCCGCCAGUCCGCAAUCAAGAGUGCGCCGACGCAAUCGAGUGAUCGCUUCAUGCCUCGAGUGUCGCCGGCGCAAGCUGAAGUGCGACAAGCUCGCGCCAUGCACCAACUGCACGCGCUACAAGCGCGACUGCUUGUAUCUCGCCCCGGGCACCGACCCCAACAGCCAGCAGAAACUCGCCGACCUCAAGGAGAAGAUGGGUGCGCUCGAGCGAUCCCUCGAGGCCCAGGUCGCGGAUGCAGCCGCCAAAGCGCAGAAGCGCAACGAGGAUGUGAAGCCAUCGUUGACAGACGCCGCACAACUUCACGUCACCGACCGUGGCGACGAUGAUGACGAUGGCGCCGGCGACGACGAUGAUGUGCUCGAGCCCACGCCCCUGACUUCGCUCGACACGGCCUAUGAGGAGAACGCGGACGAUGAACUGAUCGACCUCGGCGUGCAGAUGGGCAGGAUGCGCAUUACGGAGCGCAUAGGGGGAUUCAUCCGGCCGAAGAUCGUCGACGAACUCAACGAUUCGCUGGAAGAGGUGCGGGAAACCCAUCCUCCGCAGCGCAACGCCGACGGCUCUACCUCGAGGCCGGAGGCGCAUGCACGGCUCAUGGCAUCCCCCAAGAGCUACAUUGGCCCAGGUCCCGACUACAUCGCCCCCACCACCAGCUUCUUCUUCCCCGGCACCAACAUGAACACAUCCCUGAUUGAUUACCUGCCUUCCAAAGUGGCAGCCGACCAACUAGUCGCGCAAUACUUCCACGCCGUACACCCGAUCGCGAGGGCUGUCCACCGGCCGACUUUCGAGUCUCAAUACGCUCUGUUCUGGGGUCAGAUCGCCACUGGGACGGAACCCGUGCCUUCGCAACAAGCCAUUGUAUUCGCAGUGAUAUUCUCGGCCGCCGUGAGCAUGAGCGAAGAGCAGGUUACACGCCAAUUCGGCACGACCAGAGCGAAUCUGGUGGACUCGUUGCGCACCGGCACGGAAAUGACCCUUGCGCGAGCCAACUUCCUCCGCACUACCAAAGUCGGCACGAUGCAAGCCUUCGUCAUCUAUUUGAUCCCGCUGGUUCGCUCCGAGGUCUCUCGAGCUCACUCCGCCCUUGUAGGCACCGCCAUUCGGCUCGCGGAAUGCAUGGGCCUCCACCGAGACGGCACUUUCUACAAUAUGACUCCCAUUGAAACACAUGUACGGCGUAUGGUCUGGCACCAGCUUUGUUAUUUGGAUAUGCGGACAUGCGACGCCACUGGUCCACGACCGCAGAUCCGACCCGAUGACUAUGACACCAAACUCCCGCUGAACAUCAAUGACGUGGAUCUUCUUCGGUCAUCGCCGCCUACCGAAGACAGGCCUUAUUGGACUGAUAUGUCUUUGUUUAGAAUUCGUGCAGAAAUUUUCCAGAUGCGCCGCACCAUCUGGUUCGACAUGGUGCAAAUCGACAAGAGGAAGAAAUCGCUCACCUCGACAGUCGUCAAGAUUCAAAAGGCGCGCUCUCGAAUGUGCGAGUUCUACCUGCCGAUGAUUGACGAAAACGUGCCAGACCAGCUGGCUGGGAAGCUCAUACUGCACAGCGGUUCCAACGCUGGCUUCAUCCAGGUGCUACACCGCUAUCUCUUCAGUACAACCCAGCCGAUGCCCGAUCGUCUCCGUCAAUUACUGAUCGAGGCCGGCGUGGCCAAUCUGGAGAAUUCGAUCCAGUUCGAAACGACGCCGGAGCUCUCUCGGUUCUGGUGGUACCGCGGCGCGCUCAACCAAUACCACGCCGCACUCCUCCUCAUGGCCGAAGUCUACGCAUACCCGAUGCGCAAGGAAGCCGGGCGCAUCUGGAAAUGCCUCGACUACAUCUUCGAAAUCCCUGCGCACCUGUCGCCCAAGCAGAAGGCGGAGCUCGUCCUGACGGACCUGCGCGACCGCAUGGAGAUCUACCACCAGAUGCGCAAGGUCAAGAACACCGCGGCCAUGGAAGCGCAGGUGCACCAGUUGAUGAGAGCGUGGGAGCGCGAUGAUUCGACUAGUCCGACUUCGCUGCCGCCCUUGACGGAGGCCCCGUCGGAGUUGCGGGGACAAUAUCCCGUUGAGAGCCAGCCUAUCGACGCCAUGCUGCCGCCAACUGGCUGGAGCACGCCCAUGACAACGCAGACAUCAGACACGAGCGGAAGCGGCAGCCACCCAGGAAGCGUCGGUGCACCUAGCGGUGCCGACACACAAAUGAGCGCAAUGGAGGACAUCGACUGGGUCGAAUGGAACAAAUACUUCCCCGUCGAGCUCAACACCGGCGAUCUCAACAUCCCGGACUUCAACCUCGCAGACUUCACCGGCAACUUGAGCGCCCCGCCGCCGCCGCUCAGCAUGCCGGCUGCUACCUACAGUGGCGUGCCAGGCGCGGCGAAUGUUUCUUCUGCAGAGGACUAUGCGGAUGUGACGUUCACGCCGACGUACUAUCCGAACCAUACUAAGACGUCGAAUGCGUACGCUCGGUGAGGGGUGGGCGGCGUUUGGAUUUUGGAUUUUCAUUGAGGGAGGCGUUUUGGGGGGGUUUGUAUCAUAUCUCUACUUAAUGCCGCGAUAUGAAGCGGGCAUGCAUACUCGAAGAUAGACCGGAUGGGAUCAUUGGAAGGCUGGAGGGGAAGCAGGUUGGGCUGUCAUAUUACAUCAGA
Neohortaea acidophila is the source of this 2852-nucleotide messenger RNA. RefSeq lists its product as uncharacterized. Gene Ontology annotation, biological process: regulation of DNA-templated transcription; DNA-templated transcription. Gene Ontology annotation, molecular function: zinc ion binding; DNA-binding transcription factor activity, RNA polymerase II-specific; DNA binding. NCBI's taxonomy places the organism in Eukaryota, Fungi, Ascomycota, Dothideomycetes, Mycosphaerellales, Teratosphaeriaceae. The coding region runs from base 28 to 2676 and encodes 882 amino acids. The transcript is spliced from 3 exons. The record is from RefSeq and is a predicted model, not a curated record.